GGGUUUGCACUUUUUCUUUUUCUUUUUCUUUUUCUUUUUCUUUUUCUUUUUCUUUUUCUUUUUCUUUUUCUUUUCUUUUCUUUUCUUUCUUUACCUUUUUAACCACUGCGCCAGUGGGCUGGACGGGGGUUGGGCGUAUGGAUGGCCUCAAGGGGGAUUGGUGUUGGGUGUUGGGUGUUGUGGGCUCUUCGUCGAAUGUCGAAUGGGUUUGUGGGGUUUGUGGGGUUAGGGGCUCGCUUUCGCGUUUUUCGUCUCGUCUCGUCUCGUCUCUGCUUCGUCUGUGUAUGUUUGAGAUGUUGGUGUUGUUGCUGUUGGUGGAGAAGAGUGCAUGCGGUGUGGGUAGGGCUUCUUUUUUCGCGCUCGCUGGCUGGAUGGCUGGAUGUCGCUAUUGCGCAAGUGCGACUGCGAGCGCGAGUGCGACUGCGGCGGCUAAAAAAGAAUGAGGGGGCUUUGUUGUUGUUGCUUUGUUGCUACUGCUGCUGUUGCUGCUGCUGCUGCUGCUGAAGAAGAAGGCAGUUGACGAUUUCACGAACUGAACAAUUAUAUCUGAUCUAAACAAUUCAAUCUGAUUCAAUCCAAUUCAUUAAGAUUUUUUAUUUGUGUUUGUGUUUAUUUCUAUUUGACUGCGUCGUUGUUG
This is a messenger RNA of Aplosporella prunicola CBS 121167, 637 nucleotides long. RefSeq lists its product as uncharacterized. Bases 142 to 504 code for a protein of 120 amino acids. The record is from RefSeq and is a predicted model, not a curated record. NCBI's taxonomy places the organism in Eukaryota, Fungi, Ascomycota, Dothideomycetes, Botryosphaeriales, Aplosporellaceae. The transcript has a single exon.